AUGAUCAUUGCUAAUGAUGGAGAUGAUGAUGUAGAUGAUGAUGAUGAGAAUGAUGAGAAGGAUGAUAAUGAUGAUAAUGAUGAUGAUUAUGAUGAUGGUGAUGGUGAUGGUGGUGGUGGUGGUGGUGAUGAUGAUGGUGAUGAUGAUAAUGAUGUUGAUGAUGAUGAAGAUGAUGAUGAUGAGGAGGAAGAGGAUGAUGAUGAUGAUAAUGAUGAUGAUGAUGAUGAUGAUGAGAAUGAUGAGAAGGAUGAUAAUGAUGAUAAUGAUGAUGAUGGUGAUGGUGGUGGUGGUGGUUGUGGUGCUGGUGAUGAUGAUGGUGAUGAUGAUAAUGAUGUUGAAGAUGAUGAUGAGGAGGAGGAGGAAGAGGAUGAUGAUGCUGCUGCUGCUGCUGGUGAUGAUGAUGAUGAUGAUGAUGAUGAUGAUGAUGAUGAUGAUGAUGAUGAUGAUGAUGAUGAUGAUGAUGAUGAUGAUGAUGAUGAUGAUGAUGGUGAUGAUGAUGAUGAUUGUGAUGAUUGUCAUGAUGAUGAUGUUGAUGGUGAUGGUGGUGGUGGUGGUGGUGAUGAUGAUGGUGAUGAUGAUGAUGAUGAUGAUGGUGAUGAUGACGAUGAUGAUGAUGAUGAUGGUGUGCUGGUCGCAGACUUGAAGAAUAAGAGGAUCAAGCUGCUGAACCAGCAGUACCAAGUGGUGAGUCACUGUGAUGUGACUGAAUAUGUAAGGGACAUGUGUCAGAUCACAUCCAGUGAGGUUGCGGUGGCUCUGGGUGAUAAUGCUAGCAACACACAUAAUGUCCAGUUUAUUACAGUCACCCAGAGUCAACUCACUCUUGGUAGGAAGUUUGAGUUACAACAUAAAUGUGAAGGUAUUGACCACCACGAGGGUGAACUGUUUAUCUGCUCCCGUACUGCCCUGUUCAAGUACACACUGAGUGGCAAACAGCUCUGCAGACUCUAUGAAGAUGAAUCUGCUCAUGACACAGACCCAGCACUACGUGUCCCACGUGGUCUACAUGUGACCCCUGCAGGCCAGGUGCUGCUGGUCUGUGGAGCCUGGUCCGACACUGUACUACAGGAGAGCCUCGGUUUUGAUAUAGAGUUGGUACGGCAAUGGCACCAGUCGGGCCGGCAGAAGCCUCAAGUCAAGCACGACCCCUCCCCUGACCCCUAG
This is a messenger RNA of Dreissena polymorpha, 1164 nucleotides long. RefSeq names its product germ cell nuclear acidic protein-like. The coding region runs from base 1 to 1164 and encodes 387 amino acids. The record is from RefSeq and is a predicted model, not a curated record. The transcript has 4 exons. Lineage: Eukaryota; Metazoa; Mollusca; Bivalvia; Myida; Dreissenidae.